AUGGGCUGUGCCAUGUCGGCGGAAGACAAGCAGAUCGAGAAGAACCUGAAGGAGGAUGGCAUGCAGGCCGCCAAGGACAUCAAGCUGUUGUUGCUUGGUGCCGGCGAGUCUGGAAAAAGUACCAUCGUAAAACAAAUGAAAAUUAUCCAUGAAAGUGGAUUUACACCGGAAGACUUCAAACAGUACAGGCCCGUGGUGUACAGCAACACGAUACAAUCUCUAGUCGCUAUUCUCAGAGCGAUGCCGAAUUUGGACAUCAGCUUCUCGACCAACGAGCGGGAGACGGACGUGAAAAUGGUAUUCGACGUGAUCCAAAGAAUGGAGGACACGGAGCCAUUCGGCGAGGAGCUUCUGGCUGCGAUGAAGAGGCUCUGGGCGGACAGCGGGGUCCAGGAGUGCUUCGGUAGGAGCAACGAGUACCAACUCAACGACUCGGCGAAAUAUUUCCUGGAUGACCUGGACCGAUUAGGGGCAAGGGAUUAUCAGCCUACGGAGCAAGAUAUUUUAAGGACCCGUGUGAAAACAACGGGUAUAGUCGAAGUCCACUUUUCCUUCAAGAAUCUUAAUUUCAAACUGUUCGAUGUGGGCGGCCAAAGAAGCGAACGUAAGAAGUGGAUCCAUUGCUUCGAGGACGUGACCGCGAUCAUAUUUUGCGUUGCGAUGUCCGAGUACGAUCAAGUCUUGCACGAAGACGAGUCGACGAAUCGAAUGCAAGAAAGCUUGAAGCUGUUCGACUCAAUUUGCAAUAACAAAUGGUUCACCGACACCUCGAUUAUUCUCUUCUUGAACAAGAAGGAUCUUUUCGAGGAGAAAAUUCGCAAGUCCCCUCUCACCAUUUGCUUCCCCGAGUAUGCUGGAGCGCAAGAGUACGGGGAGGCGGCCGCGUACAUCCAGGCGCAGUUCGAGGCGAACAACAAGACAGGCAAUAAGGAGAUCUACUGCCACACGACUUGCGCCACUGAUACAAACAACAUUCAGUUCGUGUUCGACGCGGUCACAGAUGUCAUUAUCGCCAAUAAUCUCCGUGGCUGCGGUCUCUAUUAGGAUAAAUAUUCCCGUCGCGGAGCCGAUUGACCGGCACGCAUUCACACUCGCUACACACACGAGGAACACGACCACGAAGCCGACAGGCAUGCAUCGCGCGACGAAGGAGCGUAUGAGAGCGAAUGAGAGACCGUGAGACUGAUCCAGACUUGCGAGGAAGAGAGGACCGAGUGAUCGAGAGGGAGAGAAUGGGAGGAAGUGAGUGGACAACGAGAGAAUGUAAGAGAGAAAGAGAGAGAAAGAUACACCAAUGUACCACCGCUGCUGCUACCGACCACCUGCGGUUACCUUCUCGACUCUUUUUUUAUUUUAACUGCCCUUUCGACUUGUUCUUCCUUCCUGGGGACCUAUCAAGGAUUUACUGGCUGUGCUUCUUUAUUGAUCAGCAAACCCAACCCACAAUUUGGAUUCCACAUUUGGAAGCAGUGAAAGUUUUUGGAAAGUACAGUGUAGUCCUCCGACAUGAUCAGCUUGGGAGUGGACCUGACCUACGAGAUAAGUAGCUACCAUCAUAAGUAGUUCUUUAUUGAUCAACAAACCCUAACCACAAUUUGGAUACCACAUUUGGAAACAGUGAAAGUUUCUGGAAUGACCAGUAUAGCCCCCAGGAUAAUUAGCUUGAGAGUGGACCUGACCUACGAGUUAGGUAGCUACCAUCAUAAGUAGUUCUUUAUUGAUCAACAAACCGAAUCCACAAUUUGGAUACCACAUUUGGAAGCAGUAAAAGUUUCUGGAAUGACCAGUAUAGCCC
Molecule: messenger RNA, 1795 nt
Organism: Dufourea novaeangliae
Lineage: Eukaryota; Metazoa; Arthropoda; Insecta; Hymenoptera; Halictidae
Gene: Galphao
Product: guanine nucleotide-binding protein G(o) subunit alpha
Biological process (GO): adenylate cyclase-modulating G protein-coupled receptor signaling pathway
Cellular component (GO): heterotrimeric G-protein complex
Molecular function (GO): GTPase activity; GTP binding; G-protein beta/gamma-subunit complex binding
Source: RefSeq, a predicted model, not a curated record